Messenger RNA from Alternaria ethzedia, 477 nucleotides. RefSeq lists its product as uncharacterized. Gene Ontology annotation, molecular function: transcription coregulator activity. NCBI's taxonomy places the organism in Eukaryota, Fungi, Ascomycota, Dothideomycetes, Pleosporales, Pleosporaceae. Gene Ontology annotation, cellular component: mediator complex. The record is from RefSeq and is a predicted model, not a curated record. The transcript has 3 exons. Bases 1 to 477 code for a protein of 158 amino acids. Gene Ontology annotation, biological process: regulation of transcription by RNA polymerase II.
AUGAACCCUUCAGAGCGGACGAAAGAGGCACUUCUCGCAAAGACCGAGGCACUAUGCACUUCCAUUGUCGACAACCGGAAAGAUGACCCAUGGGGCGGCGACGGCUACCUCUCCACCAUUCUUCGCGCCGUGAAGAUGCAGGAUGCGACCGACUACUCGGAAGACGACACACGAACCGAGUUUCCGCCGGCAUUGGACUAUGCAACGUCUGCACAAAGGGAGCUGGUCAUUAGAGAACAAAGUGCUGCCUUGAUCCGAACGGCACAAGGCAUCUCCACCCUCAUCCGCGAUUUACAAGAACUCUGGCUCUUCGGCGGCCUCGACACCCUCUCAGACCCCGCAGAUGAAGAAGCGAACCGGACAAAGGCCCUUGCGGUUGCGGAGAUGAUUGAAGCCUUGGCUAAGCAGGGACCCGGUGGUGCGAGGCAGAAGGAAGAUGGUACAACCAAGAAGGAAGAGACACACAGCGGGUCAUGA